Messenger RNA from Drosophila eugracilis, 3854 nucleotides. RefSeq names its product Krueppel-like factor luna. The coding region runs from base 1541 to 3253 and encodes 570 amino acids. Gene Ontology annotation, molecular function: RNA polymerase II cis-regulatory region sequence-specific DNA binding; DNA-binding transcription factor activity, RNA polymerase II-specific. The transcript has 5 exons. NCBI's taxonomy places the organism in Eukaryota, Metazoa, Arthropoda, Insecta, Diptera, Drosophilidae. The record is from RefSeq and is a predicted model, not a curated record. Gene Ontology annotation, biological process: regulation of transcription by RNA polymerase II.
GCGUCGCAUUUGUUAGUACAAUCAGUCGGGUUUCCAACUCGGCCGGGAAAAGUUCGGGCAAAUUUCAAGAAGCAGCUUCAGACAGCUAAAUUGUUGAAAAUCAAGUCCAAGAUAUCGCAGAAGUCGAAGUCUUUUUUUGCCGGUCAUUCGGAAAAUCGUUAGUUAUCGGUUAAAUUGAAACAAUCGCAUAAUCAUAAUUAUCUUAAACCAAAAAAAAUAAAACAUAACAAAUACAUAAAACCUAACGGAUUGCGAAUUUGUUUAUAUGCCAUAGUUGCUAUCGUGUGCGUGUGAGUAUCUGUGUGAGCGGCGCGUGUAAACAAAAAAUAAGAAAAGAAAAGAAAAGAUAGAAGAACAACGAACGUUGUAUCUUCGGCUCUGAUAAGCUGACAAGUUUGAUAAAAGUAAAAGCCAAACCAUAGUUGUUGUUAACAGCUAGGAAAACACAAGUGCUACUGUAUCGAAACAAAAAAAAAGAAAGGGAAACCCCCCAAACCCCUCCUGUCAUUAUCAUUUCUCGAAAUCCAAACAAAUCGCCGGCUAGUGGAGAAAAAUAAAGAGUGAAAUUCAAGAUACAACUGUAAAUACAGCGGAAUUAUUGGAAAAUCCUGUAUAUAUAUACAACAUGAAAAUUAUCGGCGAUAUCGCUGCAAAUUAAAGCCGUGAAAAAUUCCCUGAAAACAACAACAACAACAAGAGCAACCAACAACAACAACAAGCUAAUAUUGUGUUAAGUAUACGACUAAGUUCUUAUCAGUGUGCGAUCGUCUUCGUCGUUGUUGUUGUUGUUGUAGUUGUUAUUAUUAUUAUUAUUAUUGUUCUAUAUGCUGGCUUAGUUGAGUUGUUGUUAUUGCCUUAGCCGGCGUCGCGUCGGUAUUAGUGUGUCGUCGUCGUCGGUGUGUUAGUGUGCAAACGAGUUUGCAAAUAAAAAGAGAGAGAGAGAAAAAUAAGAAAAAAAAAUAAAUAGCAGUUACGGUGGCAAGUGUUGCAGAUACACCACCAACAACAACAGCAUCAGCAGCUGCAGCAACAACAACAAGUUAGCCAGAAACCAACACACAACCAGCCACAAAAAAAGAGAGAGAAAAAUCUGGAAUGCAUCGGGAUAAAUGAAAUCUAAAUAAAAGUGCUGAAAAUAAAUAAAUUUUAAGUCAAUAAGAAACCAAAAAAAUAUAUAACAAGCGUGUAUAAAGUGUAGAUCAAUGCAUAUUAGCUAUAUAAUAUAUAGAUAUAUAUAUAUAUUAUAACAAAUCUGUAGGCCAAUAACCCAGCGCGAGUGUUAAAAUGCUGUCCCCUGCAGCAUCGGUCAUCGUCGGGAUGCAUAAAUCCAUCUGAAAUCAAAAUUAAACCAAUCAAAAUAGAUAUAUAUAUCUAUAUAUCUAACGCAAAUCAAAUCAAAAUUUCAUCAAAAUCAAACCCAAAUUGUUGUCUAAUCAACAGUUUGAGUUCAUAAAAUUUUCUUCGGCCCCAUCAAACAUUAAAUAACGGCCUCAAAACGGAGUCCCUAGAGUUUUUCCAGUGCAAGGAAGAGGAUUUCGAGAUGGAUAUCCUACCGAGUGGCACAAUCUUCAAUGAGCUGGAGAGGAUCUGCAGCACCGGCUACUUCUCGUCGCAGCCGUCGUUCGAGGAUCAAUGGCAACAGAAUUGCUACGAACUCGAGCGCUAUCUGCGGGAUGAGCCAAAGCUGCAGAAGAAGAUACACAGCAAAUUGGAUAAAGCGUGGGAUAUAUUCUCCACACCCGCCCGCCUGCUCGAAGAGCUGAAGAUCAAGGAGCAGCACCUGGAUACGAUCUCGACGACCUCCUCCGUCUCGUCCAAUUGCUCGGGUAUAUCCUGGGACAGCAAUGGCUCCCAAGCGCUGAGUUGUUCCGUUCUGGUAAAACAGGAGAGGAUCGACGAGGAGGACGAUGAGGUUGGUUGUGAUGAUAAGCUGAGUGCGUUGCUGGCGGCACCGCCAUCGGCCAUAUCACCCAAUCCCAGCAUCGGCAGUGCGGGCAACAUGACGCCAACCAGCAAUAGCAAUAGCAACACCAGCAGCACAAGCAACAUCAUUGCCAGUCCGCUGAGCAGUCUGGGCAGUGGCAGCACCAUCACAGUGAGUUCCCGCAAUAGCUCGGCGCCGGCCAUUAAAGUGCGUGUGGUCCAGGCCAAGAGUCACCCGGGAGGAAGUGCGAGAUUGCACUUGGGGCAUGUCCAGGACUUCGUACUGCCCACGCUCACGCCGCCCUCAUCGCCAGAAUCCAGCCUCCGAAGCCACAAUUAUGCCCAACAACUGGAGGCCAACGAUCUGGCGGCUCUGAUACAGCAGCAACAACAACAGCAGCAACAUCAACCGCAACAGCGACAGUCACAGCAGCAGCAACAUCCACAAGCAAGCAACUCAACACCCACUACAGCAAUCCUGCGUUUCACCAGUCAGAGCAAUCCCACAAUGACGCAACUGCAGCAGCAGCAACAGCAGCUGGCCGUCCAGCAUUUGAGCAUAUCGCCACAGGCCCUUGGCCACAGCAACAACGGCAGCAACUCGCCCAAGAGCACAAGCAGCAGCAGCAGCAGCAGUACCAGCAGCAAUAGCAGCAUCACCAGCAGCAACAGCAGCAGCAAUAGUAGCUGCAACAGCAGUAGCAGCAGCAGCAGCUCAAGCGACCAGCCAACACAUAGCAACAUUCCGCGCAGCACCAUCGUCCGCCUGACAACGGCCAACGGCAAGCCAGGAGCAGCUGGAAUCAGUCUAGCCCGAGUCAUCCAAAUGCAGAACAAUGGCAAUGCCAAUGUUGCUGCCGUGCUCAGUGCAGCCGCCAAUAGUAGCAGCAACAGCAGCAGCAAUGCCAGCGGCAACAGCACCACCAGCAGCAACAGCAAUACCAGCAGCAACCCAGCGAUAUCGCAGCAACAGGUGCUCUCGCAAAGGGCUGAAAAGUCAUCGAAUGGCUCCUCGAAAUCGCAUCACCCGCGCCAACAUCACAGCGAUCACAGCCCGGACGCCAAGCGACGGAUACACAAGUGCCAAUUUCUGGGCUGCAAAAAAGUCUACACGAAGAGCUCGCACCUGAAGGCCCACCAAAGAACGCACACAGGUGAGAAGCCGUACAAGUGCUCCUGGGAGGGCUGCGAAUGGAGGUUCGCGAGGAGCGACGAGCUGACCCGCCACUACCGCAAACACACAGGUGCCAAGCCAUUCAAGUGCCGCAACUGCGAUCGCUGCUUCUCGCGGUCCGAUCACCUGGCGCUGCACAUGAAGCGUCACAUGUGAGGCGAGAUUUAAGAAGGAAAAGCCAGAGGCGGAAUAGAGGAGUCAGAGGAGUAGGAGUUCAGCGGAAACUGUGUGCCAUCAAGGAACGAUGAAAAACUUGCGUAACGCUAAUCAAAACCACUUAAUUCGUGGAGCAGAGAGGGGUGGAAUAAAGGAAAUAAAGAAAAACAAAAAGGGAAAAAUAAGUAGAGGAAAAAAAACAAAGCAAAAACAUCACAACACAUGCACAAAGUUGGAAGGAAAUUCAAGUUCUCUAAUUCUGAUUGAUAUUUGUGUUGCCAUUAAUUGUCGCCGUUAUCGUUUUCGUUAUCGUAUGGUUAUCGUCGUUAUCGUUUCAAUUGCAAAUUCGAUUUGUUUCAAUGCCUUGUUAAGUGUAAGUUUAAGCUAUAGCUAUAGCCUGAUCGCAUUUUCCCCCCCAUUCACACCAUUAGCAUUUAGCCGCAAGUUCUGAACAAACAGCAAAAAUUGUGUACAAUUUACCAAAGCUAAGCAGAUUUCUUUAACUAGUAAAGCAGCAACAACAAAAGCAACUACAAAAAACAGCAAACGCUAGAAAAAAUUACAAAAAAAAAACUAGUAAUUUAAUUUAAUUAAAAAAAAA